Messenger RNA from Oncorhynchus mykiss (rainbow trout), 1982 nucleotides. RefSeq names its product tapasin-related protein. The record is from RefSeq and is a predicted model, not a curated record. Lineage: Eukaryota; Metazoa; Chordata; Actinopteri; Salmoniformes; Salmonidae.
GGAUUUUUUUUGUUGAGCGACAAAAUGUACUUUAACUUUACAGCGCCACUCAUGGUAUGGAUAUAUAUGGAGGGUUGUUUAGUUUCAGUAGCAUGUUUUGGUUUUAAUAUUGUUUUGCCGAGUAGUUUUUAUCACUUUCUUCCUCAUUCACAUGAUUAUUACUUUACUAAUACAAGCCAUUGUAAAAAAUCAAAUGUUAACGUGUCUUACGGACAGCUGCACAAGCAGGUUCUGUUUUAGUCACUUGCAUCAAGUUGUCUGAAAUGAAAGUGAAAGCUCUUCGAGUUGCGUGGCACAGGGAAAGAUAGGUCCAGAAGACCGUUUUGUAACAUGAGUUUAAACAUCAAUAUUCUUAUCUGUUUAUUUCUCUGUGGAGAGGUGCCAGGAAUCCAGUCUUUCGAACAGGUGCCUUGGCUGCCCUGUCAGCUGGUGGAUGAAAGUGUAACGUUCAAUGAUGAGGGACAUGCUGAAACCGAGUACCAGCACAGAGACGCUGGGCUGCAGUUUGGCCAUCCAGGGGACAGUGCUUUGAACCCUAAUAAGAUCACCUUCCUUGUUACAGGCUCUAAGGUGGACAUGAGGAAGUACAUUGAAGGAGUAAUGGCGCACCAGCUGCGGUGUGAGAUCCGCAGGUACAACACAGAGGGCCUCCAGAUGCGUUGGCCAGGUUUAGGAGCCCAGGAGCAUGACAUCUGGUUCACCUGCACCAUACGGCACACCGACGGCGUAUUCAUCAUCACCAGCUUCCUCAGACACACCCCUGCAACGCCCACACCUGGCCAGGCACACUACCGCAACUGGGCCGCCAUCGCAGACAGAGCGGCGCUAACCACUUCAACUGUGAUGCUAGUCCUCACCCGCUCUCCCUCUGUGCGGGUGGGCCUAGUGAAGCAACAGAGCCUGCAUUGUCAGUUUGACGUGGACCACAAGGCAGCUGACCUGACAGUGGAAUGGCGUUUGCAACGACACGGCGAACGCACCACGCUCUUCAGCCACUCCAGCCACUCGGGCCAGACAAAGGGGAGCGGGGUGCCGCUUAACGCCAUCGGUAGGGGCAACGCAUCCCUGACGCUCCCCCUCACCAAGCAGAGCAGCGAGGGGACGUAUGUCUGCCUUGUCUCAGUGCCUCCGCUGUUUGGUAGCCAUGACAUCACUCUGCACAUCAUGGAGCCGCCUCGCGUGUCCUUGAACGUGGACUCUACCAUCUUCCUGGUGGACAGGGGGGAGCAGAAGGUGGUGUGUGAGGCAGAGGGCUACUACCCCCUGGAUGUGGAGAUGGAGUGGUUCAGGGAGCCCAGUGGUGGAGGUGGAGGCCUCCUACCAGAGAAGCUGGACACUGUCCUGUACUCCAGCCACCGCCACCACCAGGACGGGACCUACUCUCUGUCGGCCUUCUUCCUGCUCCACGCUUUCCUGCAUAACUCGGGCUCCAAGUACUUCUGCAGGGUGUCUCACAGCUCCCAGCGCAUGCCCAUCCGCAAAAGCUUCACCCUCAUCGUCACAGAGUAUGACAGUUGGAACACUGCACUGUGGUUGUUCUUUGGCUUUGGAGCCAUCUUGGUCAUGGUGGCCAUUUUGUUUGUGAUGCUACCCCGCCUCAGCUCAGCAAGAAAAGCUAAUCAGCGCAAGCCCUACUGAGAGAACAAUCCAGAGUGGUCCUUCUCUUCAUCUCUGGACUUCUCCAUCAGAUGGUUUAUUUUGGAGUUAACGUUUCCCCUGAAUCUCCUAUUAUAAAAGUACACACAGUUUAGAGAGAGACUAUCCCACAAGGUCAUAGUACUGCUCUGCGAUGAGAUUGUGUAAGGUAGCUUAAUUUUCCUAUAAAAAUACUUGACAUGGAAUAAUUAUUUUAUUUUAUAAAAAUGCAUGAUAAUGUAUGCUAUGAAAAAUAUGAACUAGGAAAUUGAUUUGUUUAAAAUUGAAAAGCAAGUGCACGGAUGAGAUUGUGAAUAUAAAUGUUUAUGAUUUAUUUGUAUUUAAUA